CCUUCGGACAUCCCGCCCCCUGCUCGGCCUCCUCCUUCUCCCACCGCGGGAGAUCCCAACUCCGCCCGGCUGAGUCACGGCCUGAAUUGGGGAGGAGGCGGGGAAAGGCGGCCCUAGCCCAGAUCGCAGCCAUCGGCCGCUGGGAGAGCAGGCAGGGUUGUCCGAGAUCAUGGGGGAGAGCGCGCUGGAGUCUGGGCCUGUGCCCGGGGCGCCUGCCGGGGGUCCCGUGCACGCCGUCACCGUGGUGACCUUGCUGGAGAAGCUGGCCACCAUGCUGGAGGCGCUGCGGGAGCGGCAGGGUGGCCUGGCCGAGAGGCAAGGCGGCCUGGCGGGCUCGGUGCGCCGCAUUCAGAGCGGCCUGGGCUCAUUGAGUCGCAGCCACGACACCACCAGCAACACACUGGCGCAGCUGCUGGCCAAGGCGGAGCGCGUGGGCUCUCACGCCGACGCAGCCCAGGAGCGGGCGCUGCGCCGUGCUGCUCAGGUGCAGCGGCUGGAGGCCAACCACGGGCUGCUGGUGGCGCGCGGGAAGCUGCACGUCCUGCUCUUCAAGGACGAGACUGAAAUUCCAGCCCGCGCCUUCCAGAAAGCACCAGAACUCUUGGGCCCCGAGGACCAGUCGGUGCCGGGCCCAGAGCAGCCAGAGGAUCAAGUUGGAGAGAGUUCCGACGAGGAGCCAGUGGAGUCCAGGGCUCAGCGACUGCGACGCACCGGCUUGGAGAAGGUCCAGAGCCUAAGAAGGGCCCUAUCCAGUCGUAAAGCACAACCCACACCAGUCAAGCCGCCACGCCUAGGGCCUGUCCGGAGUUCCGAAGGCCCACCAGAUGGCCAGCCUGUAGCUCUACCAGCUGCACCGGAGGAGUCCUCACCAGAGUCUGCCCUGGAGCCAGAACCUCCUCAGGCUAAGGAAGAUCCUGAAAGGCCUGUGCUUCAAAUAGAGAGUGCAGCCUGAUCGCUGGAGCUGCCUGCCCCAUUCGGGGUUUAGGCCUUGUCCCAAAAUAAAUCCUUAAGGAGUGCAGCACUUACACCCAAAUAAGGAGAAAAUCCUGCAUCCACUGCCCAGUUCCGACCCUCCCUUCCUGGCCUUCCAGUCUGGUACCCUGUGGCCUCUGAAAGAGGAGCUUUCAACCUAAUUUAGUCACCGCAAUAAAAGUAAUUUCAUCUAA
Molecule: messenger RNA, 1166 nt
Organism: Myodes glareolus (Bank vole)
Lineage: Eukaryota; Metazoa; Chordata; Mammalia; Rodentia; Cricetidae
Gene: Cavin3
Product: caveolae associated protein 3
Cellular component (GO): cytoplasm; caveola
Molecular function (GO): protein kinase C binding
Source: RefSeq, a predicted model, not a curated record